Messenger RNA from Culex pipiens pallens (northern house mosquito), 1459 nucleotides. RefSeq lists its product as uncharacterized. Gene Ontology annotation, molecular function: DNA-binding transcription factor activity, RNA polymerase II-specific; RNA polymerase II cis-regulatory region sequence-specific DNA binding; protein dimerization activity. Gene Ontology annotation, biological process: mesoderm formation; regulation of transcription by RNA polymerase II. Lineage: Eukaryota; Metazoa; Arthropoda; Insecta; Diptera; Culicidae. The record is from RefSeq and is a predicted model, not a curated record. The coding region runs from base 675 to 1448 and encodes 257 amino acids. The transcript has 2 exons. Gene Ontology annotation, cellular component: nucleus.
UAACGAAUGAAAGAAAAUAAUGAGAUGUGUCUAAAACUAGAGUUAUUUCAUGUCGAUCCGCGAUUCAAAACCACUUGUGCACACAAUUGUCACGUCUUGGUGGGGAAAAAGAGAGGAAAAUAAAAAGAUAUUCCUCCGAUGUGUACCCAAGAAGUAACGCAAAGAAAAGCAAAUAAAAAUAUUUCCAUUUAGUUCAAUUGUACUGGUAGCACGAUAUUAGAAUAAUGAGCAACAUUAGUUUGCUUCUGUUCUCUCACAUUUAUCCACGCAUGUUUUGUCACACGUUCGUUUCCGUCCCUUUUUUUGCUCUCCGUGGUUAAAGGUGGCAGGAUUUCUGGGUGGCUUUUCAGGUGACCACGUGUUUUCUUUCUAGAUCAUUGCCCGCCAUUCAUCAUCAUCACCUUCCUCAUCUUCUGUUUUCACGUUGUGUGUUGAAUUAUUACGACUUACAACUGGAGCCUGCUGUGGGUGGCUCAGCGUUAUCCAGAGUAAAGUAGAUUUGAGACCACUUGGCGACGACCUGUCGACUGUUAUUUUCAUUCUUAAUCACACAUUGCGACGGAACAGACUUCCCUCACUUUCUAAACAACCUUUUAUAACCCUCUGAAGUAUAAAUUCCCGAUAAAUAGUUAUUGUUUAUCGAAACGCCGAGUGUUUUCGUUGGGUGGCGAGCGAUGAACAUAGCCGACAUAAUUCCAAUCGAUCUGAGUAACGAUCGCGACUACCCAACAACUUCAUCCAACAAUUCAUCGUUAGACGUCGAGGUGGACAGUAGCAACGAGCGCCAUCUACCAGCAGGGAUGAGCUAUGACAAAAGUGAGCCACGUGUAUUACGAUCGUCGUCCAUCAGCCAAUCACUGUACGUGCAAACGCCACACGAAAGUAUCCUGAAUUUUCCUCCGCCGACUGCAUCACCGCCGGAAAAUCUCCUGGAAGUUGAACCCUCCGGAAGUGGAAAGAGUUACUCGGUUCUUACGAUCAAUUACGCUAGAUCUCAGGAUCCGGGAUGCUGUAGAACUAGUGAACCUAUUGGAUACGAAAGUAGUGGUGAUUUCAGUUCUAAAUCGUAUGAGUGUCUCCAGCCAGCCAGUUACGAUCCUGUGGGGAACGGUGCUCAACGAAAAGUGACCACACUCAGUCCGUACGAUACCAGUUUGUGGAAGAAACGUGCGCUUGAAAUUGAAAAAGACUUGCUAUCCAAUACAUUCGUCACCUACAACGAGAACUACAGUAUCCUACUACACCCUCACCAAAGGCACCAGAAUAUUAUUAUGAAACGCCUUCAUACAACCCACCACCAUCUGGAUCUGCUGCUUAUAGCAUGGAUUCCAACAAUAACAAUUCCAUCCACAACAUUCCAGGAUCUCAACACAAUUCGCAAUGGUUCAUCUCAAGCAAUGCUGACGGAUACAGCUAUUACUAUUUGCCGUAAAAUGGAAAUGUUUUGAACUGUACCAAA